AUGCAUACGAUCAGUUUGAUGUUACUCGUACUACAGCUCGUUUUCGCGUUCGCGUCCGUUGUAUCGGCCGACCACGACGCAGAUUGGUUUCGAAGCACAAACUCUGGGAGACACAACAGUUUAGAUUUGUCAAAAGGACUCGAAGACCAAGUUGCCGCGACCACGUGUCUAUCUGAUUCUUUCGUCCGUGUGAAUGGACGUCGCUUCGAAGUAGGUGGUGAGGAGUUCAUCUUUGCGGGGUGGAACCAGUGGGAAAUGAUGGAGCAAGCUACGGGCGCUGGACCGCCGGCGCGACAUACUCCCCUGAGCGGACGAGAGCACAUCGUACGAUUGUUAAACGAGGGCGUUAAGACUGGCUUGAAGGUCAUUCGAGUUUGGGCGCAUCUUAUCACACCAGGUCAAGAAGUUCAAAGCGAACCGGGUGUUUGGAACGAGGAACGACUGCGAGGUCUCGAUUUCUUCAUCGAUGAGGCUCGCAAGCGUCGCCUUCGGUUGGUGAUAGUCCUGGCUGACAACUGGUACGUGAGCGGUGGCGUGGAUAAUUACGUGAAGUGGUCUGGUUCGGCACAGACGCACCAGGACUUUUUCAUCGAUUCUGGUGCCAAAAGAAUCUUCAAGGACAUGAUCUCGACAAUCACAAAUCGACAAAACACCAUCACGGGUAUUCGUUACGCGGAUGAUCCAACUAUCAUGUCGUAUAAUCUCAUCAACGAAGCACGCUGUCAAAAUUGUCCAGCGGAGACGAUGGGAAGGUGGAUUGACGAAAUGGCUCGAUUUCUAAAAUUGAACGCCCCGAAUCAGCUGGUUGGUCUAGGUUACGAAGGCUUUUUUCAUGAGAGUGAUCCAGAAGAUUUGCGAGCGACAAAUCCUGGCGUCGGCUCGAAUUGGGCGGCGAAAGAGGGCCAGUCGUGGCUCCGUCACUCUAGACUCAAGAGCAUCGAUUACACAUCAAUUCACGUGUGGCCCGAUAAUUGGUCGCCGAAAACAGUCGAGUUCAUGAAGUCCUUCAUAAGGUCGCGAAUCGAUCUAGCGCAGUCCGUCGGCAAGCCUUUCGUUCUGGAGGAGUUCGGUAAAAAGGUCGAUCGUUCCGCCGGCGAAGCAGGCUUCGUCGAGCGCGAUCAAUACUUUUCUGCUGCCUUCGAAAUCGCCGAGCGAGCGGCUCGAGACGGCGAGCUCUCUGGAACAAUUUUCUGGCACUGGUACGACAGAGGCAUCGGCUUGACGUCGAGAUACGGAAUUCACAGUGAUGAGACGACGUUCGAAUUAGUGAAGCGACACGCCAAACGAAUGAACAUCAUCGGGAACGUGCGUGACUUUUGUUCCUACGCCUAG
Messenger RNA from Ostreococcus tauri, 1332 nucleotides. Its product is annotated as Glycoside hydrolase, catalytic domain. The record is from RefSeq and is a predicted model, not a curated record. Gene Ontology annotation, molecular function: hydrolase activity, hydrolyzing O-glycosyl compounds. NCBI's taxonomy places the organism in Eukaryota, Viridiplantae, Chlorophyta, Mamiellophyceae, Mamiellales, Bathycoccaceae. Bases 1 to 1332 code for a protein of 443 amino acids. The transcript has a single exon.